AUGGGGCUCGCCUUUGAGAAGUUCAGCAGCAUGGCGUGGGGAAUCAUGCUUAUUCCAGAAACCCAUCAGGGCCCUGAGAUCACCAGCAAGAUGCUGGUCAAGCUAUUGGCCCAGCUGAAAGAACUGAAGAACAACAUUCAAGCUUCUAGUUAUGAUACUGUCUGGGGCUGUCCGAGCCGCCUGACCCUCCUCGGAGCUGCCCAUACCCUCCUUUCAGUCCCUGGCCCAGUAGAGAAUAUAAAUCAGGCAGAUAAAAACCAACAAGAAAUCCCAUCAUACCUUAGUGAUGAACCACCAAAAGGUUCAAUGAAAGACCAUCCACAGCAACAACCAGGCAUGUUGUCCUGUGUGACUGGGGGUGUCUUCAGUGUUACAAAGGGAGCCGUUGGAGCCACCAUUGGUGGUGUGGCUUGGAUUGGUGGAAAGAGUCUGGAGGUGACCAAAACUACAGUCACAACUGUACCGUCCAUGGGAAUAGGGCUGGUGAAAGGGGAUGUGUCUGCUGUGGCUGGAGGUGUUUCAGCUGUUGGGUGGGCUGUGGUCAACAAAGUACCCUUAAUAGGAAAGAAGAAAGACAAAUUGCACUAA
Messenger RNA from Chrysochloris asiatica (Cape golden mole), 588 nucleotides. RefSeq names its product UPF0444 transmembrane protein C12orf23 homolog. NCBI's taxonomy places the organism in Eukaryota, Metazoa, Chordata, Mammalia, Afrosoricida, Chrysochloridae. The transcript is spliced from 2 exons. The coding region runs from base 1 to 588 and encodes 195 amino acids. The record is from RefSeq and is a predicted model, not a curated record.